Drosophila sulfurigaster albostrigata is the source of this 1130-nucleotide messenger RNA. RefSeq lists its product as uncharacterized. NCBI's taxonomy places the organism in Eukaryota, Metazoa, Arthropoda, Insecta, Diptera, Drosophilidae. The transcript has a single exon. The record is from RefSeq and is a predicted model, not a curated record. The coding region runs from base 216 to 581 and encodes 121 amino acids.
UUGACCGUACAAACACUCAAAUGGUUAUUAAUGUUGCAAGAGAAAGUUUCAAUUCGAAUUGAGAAAACAAACAAACAAAACGAGAACCACCUUUCUUUGAGUAGGUCGAUUACGAGUCUCGCAUCUAUGAUUCAGUAUUGAUUAUCACGAUUGACAACACACACUCUCAUAAUUAUUUAAUAACUCUCACUUGCAACAUACUUUAAUCUACUAUAAUGCUAAAAUCAAGAAAUUAUUACAUUACAUCGUUACAAACAUUGAUCUUCUCGAUUGUGCUCAUAAACUUGGUGGCAUCCUCAAGGAUCACAGUGAUACCAGAUGCGAAUAAUCCAGAUUUUGAGAGCGAUGCACGGAAAACACCUGCCACCAAUGCCCCAAGUUUCAUUCAACUUGUGAUCAUGCGCUUAAUUUAUGGCAUUGCAUCAACGAUCGGCGUCGAGGAUCGUUUAGAAGAUACAUUCAAUGGAGCAUUUAUUCCUCCCAACGCUGACGAUGGUCUUCUUGGAUUUGGCGGUGGUGGUGGCGACAGUGAAGGAGAUGGCUUUCUAGGCGGCAUCUUUGAAGGAGACGAUUAUCUCUAAAACGCCAUUGGUGGAUCUGUUGAUGUGAAUCGAUUGUUAAUUUAUUUUAAAUUUAAAUCAACUUUAAUGUAAACUGUUAAAAAUGGUAAAUGUAGGAGAUUACUAUCUUUAAAAAUGCCAUAGAUUAAUUAUUUAUUUAAAAACUAAAACUUUUAUUGUCUAUUUAAAAUAUGGUGAAAUAGGGGCGGAGUCUUUGAAGACAUAAAGACAUAAUCUUUGAUGCCUUCGAUCUAGUGAUGUUUACACGACUCUUAAUUGAAAUAAAACCUAAAAUAUUAUAUAUUUAAAAUAAGAAGACCGCACUUGUUUUCUAAUUUAAAAUUACAUUUUAUUUCAUUAUUUUAAUGCACAUGUUAAGCAGCAAAAAUUGUGCACAAUUAGCUCCAUCUGUAAUGAGCGUAAGCACGAUUGGUUUCACACUGUCGGUGCAGAUCGUCCUUCUUCUUGAUCACCCUUCCCUGGCCACAGGCAGCAUCCAAGAUUUCCCAAGCCAACUUGUCGGGCAACUUCACUUUACGCUCCUUCUCGCGCGCCGCAUCUAAAAUCCAU